Vicia villosa (hairy vetch) is the source of this 693-nucleotide messenger RNA. RefSeq names its product nodulin-26-like. Gene Ontology annotation, cellular component: membrane. The record is from RefSeq and is a predicted model, not a curated record. Gene Ontology annotation, molecular function: channel activity. The transcript has 5 exons. Bases 1 to 693 code for a protein of 230 amino acids. Lineage: Eukaryota; Viridiplantae; Streptophyta; Magnoliopsida; Fabales; Fabaceae. Gene Ontology annotation, biological process: transmembrane transport.
AUGGAAGAUCCUGUGUCUCUUACGCAUAAGUUGGUAGUAGAGAUGGUAGGAACAUUUUACUUUAUGUUCGUAGGAUUUGGUAUCACAUUGACAAAUAUUCAGAGUGAGAAUGGAGUGGCACCUCCUGCAAUUGCAAUUGUUUGGGGACUUAUAGUUGUGGCAUUGGUAUAUUGUCUUGGCCACAUCUCUGGUGGUCAUUUUAAUCCAGUUGUGAUAAUUACUCAGUCAUUAGCCAGAAGAAUACCAAAGACGCAGGUGCCAAUAUAUAUACUUGCUCAGCACAUCGGAUCAAAACUCGCAUUUGACGCUCUCAAAUUUAUAUUUGGUGAAAAAGAAAGUCGUUUUUUGAUAGGUCUUCCGGCUGAUUCUAACCUCCAAGCAUUUUUAAUGGAAUUUAUAAUCACUUUCUUUCUUAUGCUCAUCCUCUCUAGAGUCUCCACAAGUAAUAGAGCGAUAGGUGAAUUGGUUGGAUUUGCAGUUGGAACAACAAUCAUUCUAAGCAUGUUAUUUGUUGGACCGUUUACAAGAGCAGCUAUAAGAGCAUCAAUGAAUCCAACAGAAAGAUUAAGCUCAACUAUUGUGCACCAUGAAUAUAAAGAUUUGGAGUCACCUAUAUUAGGAACUUUGGCUGGCUCAUUGACGUAUACUUUCUUCAUAUUUACAAACAAGCUUUUCUCAAGCUACUCUUCAUGA